AACAAUUUAAAAUGCAUGUGUUUUUAACAGAUUUAUUCACACUAAUGGAAUCACUACAUUCGAUUGAUUUGAAAAAUGAAAGCAAUAGAUUGAGUACAUUUGUUGGUUGGCCAGUAUCAUUUAUCAUUAGUCCAAAAAGUUUAGCAGCUGCUGGAUUCUAUUAUACCAAACAAACUGAUAAAGUUAAAUGUGCUUUUUGUAACAUUUGUAUUUGCCACUGGGAAUUCGGUGACAAUGCUGUCGAUGAACAUAAACGUCACAAUCCUGACUGUAGUUUUAUCCUUAGUCAAGACUGUGGGAAUAUACCUAUUAUCGAAGGAAUUCAGUUGAGAGGAGAAUUUGUUGAAAAUCAUAAAGAAACUGGUGAACCAAUUGAUAUUCAAGGUUUGGGUGUAAGAGCUCAUAGGGUAGCUUUUCAUUUAAAGUAUAAUUCAUUCAGUGCUCGAUUGAAUUCAUUCAGAGGUUGGAAUAAUGAAUCACAAAAACCCGAAGACUUAGCUACUGCUGGAUUUUUUUUUACUGGUAGUAAUGAUGAAGUUCGCUGUUAUUACUGUGAUGGAGGUCUUCAAAAUUGGGAGGUAGCUGAUAAUUCAUGGGUUGAACAUGCUAAAUGGUUUCCAAACUGUGGCUUUUUAAAUUUAGUAAAAGGAGAAAAAUUCUUGGAUGGAAGUUUGGUGGAAAGAUUUAAUGCACUUUUAAGUAGACCUAGGCCCGAUGAUUCAACAGAGGUAURACAAAAUACAAAUUUGUAUAGUGUAUUUACUAUAAAUUACAUGGAUAUUUGAAAAUCGCUGAUUCACUUAACAAAACAUACUCAUUGUUUCAAAAGUAUUUGUAUUAUAUUACAGAAUUUAAACUCAUCA
Molecule: messenger RNA, 863 nt
Organism: Diuraphis noxia (Russian wheat aphid)
Lineage: Eukaryota; Metazoa; Arthropoda; Insecta; Hemiptera; Aphididae
Product: putative inhibitor of apoptosis
Biological process (GO): regulation of cell cycle; positive regulation of protein ubiquitination; negative regulation of apoptotic process
Cellular component (GO): nucleus; cytoplasm
Molecular function (GO): cysteine-type endopeptidase inhibitor activity involved in apoptotic process; ubiquitin protein ligase activity
Source: RefSeq, a predicted model, not a curated record